Messenger RNA from Medicago truncatula (barrel medic), 1898 nucleotides. Its product is annotated as kinetochore-associated protein KNL-2 homolog. The record is from RefSeq and is a predicted model, not a curated record. NCBI's taxonomy places the organism in Eukaryota, Viridiplantae, Streptophyta, Magnoliopsida, Fabales, Fabaceae. The transcript has 4 exons. The coding region runs from base 414 to 1454 and encodes 346 amino acids.
UUCUCUCUACCGUGCCUGUUCUCUCUUUUGUUUCUCUCUGAACUAAAUCACCACCACCACCACCAUCCUCAUACCACCUCCGUCCUCCCACCACCGCGGUCACCAACCUCCAUCCAACACCACACCUGUCCAUUCUCUCUCUCCCUCUCUCUGAACUCUCGCCGUCAUCCUGAUCUCCGCACCACCACAUCCUCCCACCGUCACAACAACCACCAUUCUCAUCAGUCAUCAUCCUCCAUCGUCGUCACCACCAUCGGACGGAAGUUAAUCGGAGAGGGAUCGGAGGUUGAGUACGGUUGUGUGACAGAUAGAGAUUGAAGGUUGAAGAAGAGAGAGAGAGAGAGAGAGAGAAGCUAAGCAAAAACAAAAGAGAGAUAACGGAAAGAAAACUGCUCCUCGACAAGAAAAUCAGAAUGGCUUCCAAGACCCCAAUACGAUCCACCACUACACCCCUCUCCAACUCAAUCUUCAAAUCUAAACACAUUUUCUUACAUGAAUGGUGGCUUGUGAAACCUCCAAACCAAUGCAAGGGUUUAGCGCUUGCUGGCAUUGCUUCAAUGGAGAGAGAAAGAAUGUUUUUUUCUUCCGUGAUUGUAGAGAGACAUGAACCCAAUGUUGUAGAGACUCAAGAUGGCAUCACUGUAAUGUUUCACGGUUUGAUCAACGCUUCACGUACAUCUCAAAAUGGUUUUUCUUCUGAGGUAUGUCGCCGUUUCUCGGUUGGAUUUCCACACAAUUGGAAAAAUUAUUCAGCUCAUAGUUCAGAAAAUGAAUGUGAAAACGUGGAUAAAGUUACUGGUUUUGACGACUCAAAUACUUCUUCCCACAAAAUAACAGCUGAUGAGACCUCACAGGAAGCUGAAGGUAACAACAAUAUUGCGAAUCUUAGGUUGUCUCAACCACAUGUUGGUGUGAUUUAUAAUGGUGAAAAUGGAUUCUCAAAUGCUUCACCCCACAAAAAAGCAGCUGAUGGAACUUUGCAGGAAGAUAUAGAACCUGAAGGUAAUGACAACAUUGCUGGUCUUAAGUUGUCUCAGCAGGAAGAUAUGGAACCGGAAGGCAAUAACAACAUUGCGAGUCUUGAUUUGUCUCAACCGCAGGUUGACAUGAUUUCUAAUGGGGAAAAUGGAGUCUCAAGUGUUGCUGCAGCUGAAAAUAGUCAAAAUUUGAUUAGUGUAUUUGAAUUUGAUCCUACCUAUGAGCCUGAUAGUCUUAGGUCUCCACUUUACGCAAAGAAAUUGGAUUUUGACAUAUUAUCAAGUGACCGCAUGGAUAAGAAACGUACCAAGAAGAAGAUUGUAGGGGAAACUGGUAACUUGUGUAGUAGUAGGGUGCUGACAAGAAGCAUUGCCAAGAAAAGUCACAUGAUGCUUAAAAAGGAUGGGAAAACUGCAGUAAAAUGUUUCACUUCUCCUGUUAGAAGAUCUACCAGGCUACUAAAUUAUCAAAAAUGAGCUGUUUACGAUUAUUCUGUUGGAUUUUGAUCCUAACUGAAAAAUUAUUUGGCUUGCUUUUGAAGAUAUAUAGGUGUAGUGUUCAUAGGAUUUGGAGGCCUUUGAAAUGUUCAAAUUGGUGCCUGAGGAAGCAUAUUCCAUAAGUUUUAGAGUUUGCUUCUUUUAUUUGUACCUCUUUUUUUGGGUUGUUGAAUUAAGGGUAUAUAUGCACAUCUGAUAUAUUUAUUGAUUUUGUGAUCUUUGGGAGAGAGAUCCUCUCCAUUUAUAACUUUUUCCAUUUGUUGCAAUUUGGAGAGAGAUAGACACAUAGAAAAUAAUGAUGGUGGGAUCCACUUAGUGAUAGGACCCACCACUUAUUUUUUUGUGUCUAUCUCUCUCCAAAUUGCAACAAAUGGAAAAAAUUAUAAAUGGAGAGGAUCUUUACCCUGAUCUUUGAUGCUGUUA